AAGCAUAAUCACAAGAUGGCUCACGAAAACGUUUGGUUCUCCCACCCAAGAAACUACGGUAAGGGCUCCCGCCAGUGCCGCGUGUGCGCUUCGCACUCUGGUUUGAUCAGAAAGUACGGCUUGAACAUCUGCCGUCAGUGCUUCAGAGAGAAGGCCAACGACAUUGGUUUCCACAAGUACCGUUAA
This is a messenger RNA of Eremothecium gossypii ATCC 10895, 186 nucleotides long. Its product is annotated as 40S ribosomal protein uS14. Gene Ontology annotation, molecular function: zinc ion binding; structural constituent of ribosome. The record is from RefSeq and is marked provisional. Gene Ontology annotation, cellular component: cytosolic small ribosomal subunit; ribosome. The transcript has 2 exons. Gene Ontology annotation, biological process: translation. Bases 16 to 186 code for a protein of 56 amino acids. Lineage: Eukaryota; Fungi; Ascomycota; Saccharomycetes; Saccharomycetales; Saccharomycetaceae.